AUGUACAAUAAAAUUGUUCUUUCAGUAGCAAUAUUUCUGGAAACUAUUUUUUUCUGCUACGCUCCAAAAAUAGCACAUAAAUUCCCUAAAUUCCGAAGCAAAUGGAUAAACGUAGAAAAUAUAAAUAACGCAAUAAGUGGGGCACUACUAUCUCUUUCAAUUACACAUCUGUUACCAGAGGUGUUCGAAUCACAGGACGACACUUUCAAGAUAUUCAAUUCACUAGAUACAAGAGGGUUUAUAAUAUUUGCUCCCAUCCUAUUAUUGGUUCUAAUAGAUUUUCUUCCAGGCGAAAACUAUCACGAAACUAAAACUGAGGAAAAUACAAAAAAUCCAACAAAAGAAGAGUUUUGCCUUUGCUAUCAAUACGAAGAAAACCCACAGACUGUUAAACCUUCUCAAUCCUGUCAAACAACCAACUAUUCAGUAGAUGUUCUUGAUUCCAAAAAAUUGGUAAAUGAUUCAAUUCUCUCUAUAGUUAAACAAAUUUUUGGAUCUCGGACGAUUUAUUUACUAGUUGCAUUUUAUGGCCACUCGAUUCUUGAAGGUUCACUAAUCGGGUCUGAAAGAGGAUCGAAUGUUUGGGCAAUCGGUUUUGGCAUAAUAGCACAUAAAUGGGCAGAAUCCAUCUUACUCACAUCAUUACUGUCAGAUUCUUUUAAAUCAGAAAUACUGAAAACAGCAUAUAUAGUCGUAUUUUCAUUUUGUGUGCCAAUAGGAGUUCUAAUUGGAUAUUAUACAGUCUCACUUUCAAACAAAGUCUGUUAUUCAGUAUUUACAUCGUUAGCGGUUGGAUUCUUCAUAUACCUGUCGUUCGAAUUGUUUACAGGAAACAAAGGACAAAAACCAUCUUCUAGAGCCAUACUAUGGUCAUUUUUUAUAUUCGGAGCAGCUGUUAUGUCUAUAGUACUAGCUACAUCAAAAGUACUUGAAAACAAAAUUCAAUAG
Theileria annulata is the source of this 948-nucleotide messenger RNA. RefSeq names its product (Zn) transporter protein, putative. NCBI's taxonomy places the organism in Eukaryota, Apicomplexa, Aconoidasida, Piroplasmida, Theileriidae. Gene Ontology annotation, biological process: zinc ion transmembrane transport. The record is from RefSeq and is a predicted model, not a curated record. Gene Ontology annotation, cellular component: membrane. Bases 1 to 948 code for a protein of 315 amino acids. The transcript is spliced from 5 exons. Gene Ontology annotation, molecular function: zinc ion transmembrane transporter activity.